UAGCUAGCCGUCGAACAGCAGUUAUUCUCCUGAAUUUGCUUUUCGGUUUGAUUGUUUGUUUGUUGUUGCCUCUCUUCGUCCGCCCGCUUAAGUAGUGUGUAUACACGCAUUCACACACUGAAAACUGGGCCGGGAGAGUGUGUGAGUGUGGUUAAUUUUGCCGUGUUGCCGAACAUCUGUAUCUGUAUCUGUGGCAGCCAAUAGUUGUGGCAAGGCCCUCGAGCUACUCGCAACACGAAACACAACAACAGCAGCAUCCCCAAUAAGUGGCAGCAACUGCGACGCAACGGCAGCCGCGUUUGUUGUUAAUUGAAAUAAAUUGAAAUAAAUUCCCCGACUUUGCUGCUCAUAUUGUUAAUAAAGAGCAGCCGGAGCGACGCAACAGUGAAAUCAGCGGCAGUAAACAAAACACGCAGCAUCCAGCCAAACAGGACAUGCGCAGUGGCCUCUUUGGUAGCUGCAGUUUGGACAACAGCGUCUGAAAGAGCAAAAAGCGAACGACCAUGGCCUUCUCCCGUCACAACAUCGAGAAGCGCCGACUCAUCGAGCUAGUGCGCCUGAACCCCAUUCUCUGGGAUUGCCGCCUUCCCCACUACAAGCGCUCUGACAAGCGCAAAGCCAUCAAGUGGAACGAGUUGGGGCGGCUCUUCAACGUCAACGGGGAGCGUGUGCAGCGCACCUUUACUUCGCUUCGAGAGAUCUUCCGUCGCGAGCUGAACCACGAGAAAAUGCUGGGCAGCACGCGCUUCAAGUCCAAGUGGGAAUACUACGACGCCAUGGCCUUCCUCAAGGAGGUCAUUCGGGAACGCAAAUCCCGGGAGCGGAUCAAACACGGCUCACUGGAACCCGUUCCUGCGACCACAGGUAGCAGCCACAACAACAACAACGUUAGCCGCAAUAGUAGCAACAACAACAGUAGUAGUGCAGCCCUGGAUGAAUAUCAGUACUUUGCCCCCAGCGAUCCUAACAACCCGAACAAUCAGCCCCAAUCCCAGCCCCCGUUGAAGAGCAGCCUGUCAGCAGUGACUAUUCCCAAUCUAAGUCUCAGCCUCAGCCAGUUACCAGCUGCUCUGCAGCAGCAGGCCCAACACCUUCAAGCCCUUCAAUUGCAGCCGGAUGUAACGCUGACCUCGCUGCAGAAACAGCCUCUGUCCUCUUCACUUGGCCUCACUACGCCCACGCCCGUGGCCCGCACCUCUCCCGCCCAGGUGUUAUCUAGUUCGCGCUCCUGCAGCUCCUCGCCUUCCAUCUACAUCAAGGACGAGCCGGGCUCUCCGGAAGUGGGGUGCCCAGAUGAAAGGGUGCCCGGAAAUGAACCAGAUGCGACGCGGAAGAAGCUGGCCACCAUUCGUCCGCAAACCAAGCAACAACUCAAGGCGCGGCUGCAGUUACCGACGCCCAAAAACUCAUCGUCGUACGCCACUUCGCCGCCCCAUUUAAUCAUAAAUGCCAACAACGAGCUUAUUGACGCUGACGCCGGGGACCUGGAAGAGGAUCUAGACGACUUCGACGAGGAUGACGACGUGACUGGGCACUGCUCGCCUGUCGUCGGCCAGUCGGACUUACUGGGCGCUGAUGGGAGGCUGUCGGCUGAAAGCAGCUACGUCGGAGAGGGCGUAGGAUGCGGCAGGGGCCUGGGUCGAUCUCACUCCCAAGUGCGCCACAUACCAACCUCCAGGGAAAUGCUCUACAUUAAAUUUGGCGAAUUCCUCGCCGCUAGACUAAAUACUCUGCAUGAGACUGUAGCCAAUGAGCUGAUGAACAAAAUGCUGCUGCUGAUCGCAGAGAAGUGAGCAUAACAGGCACCGAAGGCGCCUGCAAAAUUAUUAAAUCUGCAAUGGAUAAGCAUACAUCCCAAUGGCUUCAUCCUGUCAAGUAAUGAAAUAAUUUGCAUGAAUCAAGUCUGUAUUAUGUGCCAUAUAAGACAACCCUAAAGCGUAUGAUAGUUUAUCAUUAAAAUGUAUGAAAUAGUUUUUAAAUCAAAACAGUUCAAAAUAACG
Messenger RNA from Drosophila takahashii, 2000 nucleotides. RefSeq lists its product as uncharacterized. Gene Ontology annotation, biological process: regulation of transcription by RNA polymerase II. Lineage: Eukaryota; Metazoa; Arthropoda; Insecta; Diptera; Drosophilidae. Gene Ontology annotation, cellular component: nucleus; transcription regulator complex. The record is from RefSeq and is a predicted model, not a curated record.